GACAGCAGUCUUUAUCAGUGUGAGCCAGCUGGCGCACUCCUAACUCACUCUUCUUCUGAAACAAACCAGAAGAAGCAAAGUCAUCCACAGAGGACGCGCAGAAACGAAGCUUGGCAACCAUGGCGGCGCUCCUGCUCCUGUGCCUUCUCUUCUUAAUUGGAGGUCCCAGGUCGUUGGCGUGCCCCCACCCCUGCUCCUGUCAGGGUGUUCAGGUGGACUGCAGCGGCAAAUCCCUCACCUCUGCCUCCAUGCCCUCCAGUUUCCCUGCAGUGACCACCGAGCUGCUCCUCCACGACAACCUGCUGAGCACCCUCCCCAACGGGGCGCUGGACGACCUGACGGAGCUGCUCUCUGUCUCCCUCCACGGCAACCCCUGGACGUGCGACUGCGGCAUCCUCUACCUGCGAGCCUGGCUGAGACGCCAGCCCGCCCACGUCACGUCCCAUCUGGGGGUAAACUGCAGCUCUCCUCCCAGCCUGAGAGGCCGGUCUGUGGUGUAUCUGACCGAGGAGGAGGUGCUGGAGACCUGCCACUACUGGUACUGCAACCUGGCCCUCGCCUCUCUGGGCUCUCUGAUUGUGUUUGUGGUGAUGCAGGCGGCUUUGCUGGUGGCUCUCCUCGUUUUCCUGAAGAGAUUCGAGAGGCUGACGAGGGAGGCCAAGCGAACCACAGAGGAAAGCUUCACGGUCGGGGAUGAUGACUGAGAGAAGGAUUAUGAGCGUUUAAAGGACAGCAGCGUCUGAGAUGAAGCUGUUAAAAUUGCCUCACUGUAGGGAAGCCUGGUUUGACGACCACAGAUGCUUACACAGGUUCAGGUUAAAUGUCAGGUCAAACUGGACAUUGUGAAACUUUUGUGACAGGAUCAAGACUUUACUAUAACAUUUUACGUUUAAUUUUAGUUUAUUGCCACUGAUCAUUAUAAACUAUUAUAAAUCAAAAAUAUGCAGAAAAUAGCCAAAACAAGAACCCAGCCAGGGUUAAAGCCAUUGGUAGUUGUCCAAGGAUAUGUUGUCAUAGUCUUUCUGGUUUUGCAGUUAUUCGUUGUUUUGUUUUUAUUCUUCUUCUUUAAUUUAUUAAACUAUGGAAUAUGCCAUGUGGGCUGUGCAAUUGGCAGCAUCGUUGCCUUGCAUCGAGAAGGUCCUGGGUUUGAACCCUGGAUUCUAUCUUGGGUCGUUCUGCAUGGAGUUUGCAUGUUCUCCCUGUGCAUGGGUGGGUUUUCUCCGGGUAUAACAGCUUCCUCCUACAGUCCAUAAGUUAACUGGUUACUCAAAAUUGCCUUUAGGUGUGAAUGUGUACAUGCAUGCUUGUCCUGUGUGUUUCUGUGUUGCCCUGUAAGACUGGCGACCUUUGCCAGGGUGUACCCUGCCCCUUGCCCAAUGACUGCUAGGGAUAGGCAGCCCCUCAUCGACCCUGCAAAGAUAACUGGGUAUAGAUAACGGAUGGACGUAAUAGACCAUUUUGCAUCUCUACGGCAAGAUAGUCCUGCUCAACAUGAGCUGCAAAAAAAUACAUAAACCAAUAGAUCAACAGGAAAAAAGGAGCUAAAAGGAAUGAUUAAUAAAACAAGAAAUAAAAAUAUCACUGUCCCAUACAUUUUGUUUUUUAUUUAUUUAUGUGUUUAUUCGUUUUUUAAGUUUUGACAAUUUAAUUGUUUAAAACGUUUUUUCAGCAGAUUUACCUACAUAACCUUUCACAUAUAUGUGUCUGUUCCCAAUGCACUUUGGUACUACCACACAUUUGUUCCAAUAUACCAAGAAGAAAUAAAACAGUUUAACUUAAAUGUCUUUUCAGCUAUUUUUGAUCAAAAUUAAAUUAGGUAAAGCGGUCAUCAUAAGUCUUGUUUUGUUUGUUUGUCAUUUGCAAUGAACAACAAUGUAAAUUUUAAAUGUAGUAAUUUUAAGAAAUUGUUUCUUUCUUUUCUUUCUUUAUUUGUCAUUACAACUAUACAUUAUAGUAUAUUCCAACAAAAAAAUUCUGUUGCCUUUUUUAUGUAUAUGUUGUGUCCUGCAAACUUUUGCAGGACACAACACAUACAUUUGCAGGACUCUUUCUAAUUUUCAUGUCUACUUGUUUGUUUCUUUGAAUCUAUAUAUCAGAUAUUUUGAAUUAUGAUUUAAAGACAAAAAUAAAGAAGUGAA
This is a messenger RNA of Fundulus heteroclitus (mummichog), 2138 nucleotides long. It is a transcript of the gene gp1bb, whose product is annotated as glycoprotein Ib platelet subunit beta. The record is from RefSeq and is a predicted model, not a curated record. The transcript has 2 exons. The coding region runs from base 120 to 704 and encodes 194 amino acids. Lineage: Eukaryota; Metazoa; Chordata; Actinopteri; Cyprinodontiformes; Fundulidae.